Paralichthys olivaceus (Japanese flounder) is the source of this 1970-nucleotide messenger RNA. The record is from RefSeq and is a predicted model, not a curated record. Lineage: Eukaryota; Metazoa; Chordata; Actinopteri; Pleuronectiformes; Paralichthyidae.
UUUCAAACUGAUUAAGCUCUUCCUUCGGGAGCAGGGGCGUGUUGUGUGGUUGACUGAGGAGAGUAAUAAAUCCCUUACAUUUUAACUAAACCUUGUGGUUCGAGACGUGAAGGUGGAGUUUGAUCCUUCAGCGAGUGGAGGAAGCUUCAACAAACAAGCGUGAGAUUCCUGGGUUCUCAGAUAAUUUGUGACAUGCUUUGUUGUUUCGGGAAAACAACCCAGCUCAGGACAGUCCAGCUGGAAUGAUAAGACUGUGAAGCCACUUGCUGAAAGAUGAGUAUCUUUGUAGCGGGAGACCGAGCAACCAGCAUGACCCCAUCACCCUCUCCGUCGCCCUCUCCUGGGGCCACAACUACUCUGUCUGCUGUGGAUAUAGUGGUGCUGGUGAUCUACUUCUUGCUAGUGCUUGCUGUGGGAUUCUGGUCAAUGUGGAGGACGAAGCGCAGCACAGUGGAUGGAUACUUCCUGGCUGGGAAGAGCAUGACCUGGUGGCCGGUGGGGGCCUCCCUGUUUGCCAGCAACAUUGGCAGUGGACAUUUCAUUGGCCUGGCAGGGUCCGGAGCUGCAGCGGGGAUUGGAGCAAUUGCUUAUGAAUGGAAUGGUAUGCUGAUGGUGCUGCUGCUGGGAUGGCUCUUCCUGCCCAUUUAUAUUGCCUCUGGGGUAACAACAAUGCCAGAAUACUUGCAGCGGCGCUUUGGUGGUCGAAGAACACAGUUAUUCAUAGCUGUCCUGUCCUUGUUUAUUUACAUUUUCACAAAGAUAUCGGUGGACAUGUAUGCUGGUGCAUUGUUUAUACAGCUUGCUUUGCAGUGGGAUAUCUACGUGGCUAUAGUGCUGCUGCUGUCAGUCACUGCUCUCUACACUGUAGCAGGUGGUCUGGCUGCAGUCAUCUACACAGACGCUGCUCAAACUGCCAUCAUGCUGGCAGGAGCUCUCACCCUCAUGGGCUUCAGCUUUGCCGAGGUCGGGGGCUGGAAUGCUCUGAUGGAGGGAUAUGCCCACGCCAUCCCUUCUAUCCGCGUGCCGAACUCGACCUGUGGAAUCCCCCGAGACGACGCGUUCCACAUCUUCAGAGACCCGGUGAACUCUGACCUGCCUUGGCCUGGGGUCAUCAUCGGCAUGUCCGUCCCGUCCAUGUGGUACUGGUGCUCUGAUCAGGGUGCAUUUUGGGGCCUGGCUAUCGGCCUGUUGGUGGGCUGCAUCCGCAUGUUGUUGGACUUCAUUUACCCGGCGCCCCUGUGCAACGAGGAGGACGACAGGCCCGAGGUGUUGAAAUACGUCCACUACCUCUACUUCUCCGUCUUGCUGUCCUUCAUCACCCUGGUUGUGGUGGUUGUCAUCAGCCUGGCCACGGAGGAGCCCAAACCAGAGCAGAUCAGUCGACUUACCUGGUACACAAGGUUUGAUCCCGUGGAGCCCAAAGUGCAUGUGGUCCCAGCGGAGCAGAGCAGUAAAACCAUAGAGAUCAUGGGUCAGACAGAUGAGAUGGGAGUUAUAGGAAAAGAGCAGCAGGACACCAGCGAUACUAAAACAUGUCAUCACAGGAAAGACUCCUCAUCCUCUGUGUCCAGCAUCCACAGCCAGUCCAGGCUGAUGUCUGCCGUCUACUGGCUCUGCGGGAUGGAAAGACGGAAGGAGGGAGAGAGUCCUGCAGCAUCUCCUGCACCUGAACAGAGCAUCUGCUCUCUGGAAGAAAAGCCAUGUCUACGCCUCAUCAUCAACGCCAACCUCAUCAUUUGCCUUUCUGUAACUGCUUUUAUCAUUGGCUACUGGGGCUGACGGGAAGGUACUCUUCAUGGACACGUGGUGUUUGGCUUGGGUAAAAUGUUGUGUACAGGUUUAAGUGUUUUGUUUUCACUGAGAAGAAGAAGAGACUUUACUUUCUCAUCAUUGAAUUCAUUAAUUGAAACAAAAUGUGAAUCCAGGAAUUUUUACCCUUUUCUUUAAAAUUGCGAGAUAUGGUGUUUUUU